This is a messenger RNA of Coffea eugenioides, 1703 nucleotides long. RefSeq names its product zinc finger CCCH domain-containing protein 43-like. The transcript has 6 exons. Lineage: Eukaryota; Viridiplantae; Streptophyta; Magnoliopsida; Gentianales; Rubiaceae. Bases 157 to 1395 code for a protein of 412 amino acids. Gene Ontology annotation, molecular function: metal ion binding; mRNA binding. The record is from RefSeq and is a predicted model, not a curated record.
GUGGGGAGGGUUUUCGCUUUUUGGCCUUUCCGCCUUUUCACCUUUUCGGUGGCUGGCAGUGGCACUUUUGUCACAGUAGUGUCACACUGUCACUCCUCAUUCACUUGUUGAGGUUGCCUCCGCUGCUCAGUCUCUUGUCCAUUUCUGCUGAGGAAGAUGGGAACCUAUGAAGACGACCACGUCAGUAUAAAUAUAACCACUUCGCAACUCAAACGCCAGGCCCAGGAGACCGAGCUUGGGUUUUCAUCCUCCGGCUUAAACUCGCAAACUGAGCGAGCCUUAGUUGCCGAGUUCCAAAAUGUUGGCCUAAACUCCUUCGACAAUGAUAACCGAGGAGGGUUGAACUCUGCACACAAUGACUCCGGUGGUCCCCAGCGCCUUCCGUUGCGACCCUACGCCGGAGAUUGCCCUCAUUACGUCAGAACCGGAAUCUGCAAGUUUGGACUCACCUGCAAAUUCAAUCACCCUGUUAAGAAGACUAGUCUGGUUGUUAAGGACAAGGACUGGAGCUCAGAUAAUGCCGGUCAAAUUGAAUGCAAGUAUUACUCAACAGCAGGAGGUUGCAAAUAUGGUGAAGCUUGUAGAUACAGUCACUCUAAAAAGGAGUCUCAAGUUGCGGCUCCAAAGUUUAACUUUCUUGGUUUGCCAAUGCGAUUGGGAGGGAAAGAAUGUCCCUACUACAUGCGCAACGGUUCUUGUGGAUAUGGAACUCAGUGUGUGUUUCACCAUCCUGAACCUUCAUCAAUGGGAGGACUGGACCUCCAGAAAUCAUCUCUGAAUGGUAAGCCUAUUAGACAUUCGGCUCAUUCUUUGGGAAGCCCAAGCAUUGACUCUGCUCCACUGCAUCUGUCAGAAGCAUCCCAACCAAAUCAAGUACCUUGGUCUACACGUCCCUUGUCGAGUACUCUUUCCUACCGAAAUGACUAUUCAUCUCAUACGAUUGCGAAUUCAGUUCCUCAAUGGAUGCAUGGGCAUUCUGAAUUCAACGAGUGUCAGGCUGAAGAAGUGCCUCAACAAAGGAGCAGGAACGCUCAUCUAGUUUCUGGAGCAGCUAGAGCAGAUAUGCUGGAGCAAGAUAUUCCUGUGCAAGUUGAAGAAUUUCCUGAACGACCUGGUCAACCUGAAUGUGCUUACUUCAUGAAAACUGGGGACUGUAAAUUUAAGUCUGCAUGUCGGUUUCACCAUCCAAAGGGCCAGCCUACAUGCAUUCUGAGUGAGAAAGGCCUUCCUCUUAGACCUGGCAGAAAUAUAUGCCGGCAUUAUGAACGUUUUGGCAUCUGCAAAUUUGGCCGUGUAUGCCUGUUUGACCAUCCAGUACAUCCUAAUUUGUCAACGUUCAAGGAUUGGCCAUCUUCAGAACCAUCUGGUUAUGAUGCUGGAUCUUGGAUGCAGUAAUGGUUAGGUUUAGGCAGGUUGCAGUACAUUCUCAACUCCCCAACAAAACAAAAAAUGACAUCAAGUUUUAAUGACCGCUGUUACCCCUUUUGAUCUCCUGAUAGACCUUAGCUAGGGCGAGUUUUGCAUAGGACAGGCAUUUUUUAGUGCAGUUUUCAUUACUCUAUAUACUACCCUAAUUGUAAGAAUAGCAGGAAGCUAAUGGGGUAUGAUUUUGCAAGGAAAAUAUGUUGGAGAUGAAAAUCUUCUGGUUAAGAAAUAUACAAGGACUCAAUGUAGUAUUUUGACUUUUUUUAUCCUACCAUUUA